UCGUCUGCUCAGCAGAGCAGAAGCCUUUUUAGCGGCCAGCGGCCUGGUCAACAUGGCUUCUAGGUUAGGCAUAAAAGCAUUUUUAACAUUUGGUGCUGGUUGGUUUGCAAAUUCAGCCUUCAAUGAAUAUGUGGGGAGAAAAUCGAAAAGCCCUGAGUCUUUGGUUAUAGAUGGUCGAAUUGUAGAUAAAAGACCGGCUUUGCCUUUAUUUGGAGUUGUGUCUGCAGCAACACCUUAUGACACCAGUAGUGGGACUGAUGUAGCUUCUAGAGUCGGGCAGAUUAUGCAAUUUGGCUUCCCAAGCCUUGACAACAUUCGUUCAUUUGAUGACUAUGUUUUGUCUUACGACAGACGAAACAGAGUUGCAAACUGGGUAUUUGAACACUUGACACCCGAUGGGGUGAAGCAUAAUGAGGCUGUAGACCGAAGCAAGUGUGAUUUCAAGGAGGACUUAUCAAUUCAUCCCUAUUUCAGAUCAACCAAUGAUGACUAUAAAGGAAGUGGGUAUGACAGAGGCCACCUUGCAGCGGCAGGCAACCAUAAGGGUCAUCAGAAACACUGUGAGCAAACUUUCCUGUUAUCAAAUAUGGCACCACAAGUGGGAAGAGGUUUUAACAGAGACUCAUGGAAUCGUUUAGAAAGACAUGUACGCAAACUUACGAAGACACAUCCUAAUGUAUAUGUCUGUACUGGUCCAUUAUACCUUUCUCAAAAAGAGGCCAAUGGAAAAUCUUAUGUCAAGUAUGAAGUUAUUGGUAAAAAUAUGGUUGCUGUACCAACACACUUUUUCAAGGUGGUUGUAGCUGAAGAUGCCAAUAAAAACUUUAUGAUGGAGUCUUAUGUGAUGCCAAAUUCAGUAAUAAGUGAUGACACGCCUCUUACCAGUUUUAUGGUUAAACCAGAGCUAGUUGAAAAAUUGUCAGGGCUCCUUUUCUUUGAUAGAGUUUCUCGUGACAAAUUGCAAUUUAUCAAUGGCAAAAAAGCCUAGUAUCUACCUGGACUGACUUUCCCUUUUAAUGACAAUUGAAUGACUAGAGUUGUGUGAAGUUUGGACAUGAUUGUGAGGAGUGGGUGAGUAAAGGCCUGAAGUAACUUUAAAUUGAUCAAAUUGGUUGGUAAUAUUGUUUUGGAAAUGAUAUUUAUUGUCCAAAUAAUACAACAAUAAUUGUUAUAGUACUAAAGCAGGUUGUGGCUUUUAUGUACAAAGAACAAACAAAAAAUAUUUAGCUAAAUAAAUACUUUACAUAUGA
Frankliniella occidentalis (western flower thrips) is the source of this 1250-nucleotide messenger RNA. RefSeq names its product endonuclease G, mitochondrial-like. Gene Ontology annotation, cellular component: mitochondrial inner membrane; nucleus. The transcript has 5 exons. The coding region runs from base 53 to 988 and encodes 311 amino acids. Gene Ontology annotation, biological process: apoptotic DNA fragmentation. The record is from RefSeq and is a predicted model, not a curated record. Lineage: Eukaryota; Metazoa; Arthropoda; Insecta; Thysanoptera; Thripidae. Gene Ontology annotation, molecular function: RNA endonuclease activity; nucleic acid binding; metal ion binding.